Jaculus jaculus (lesser Egyptian jerboa) is the source of this 1826-nucleotide messenger RNA. It is a transcript of the gene Rgp1, whose product is annotated as RGP1 homolog, RAB6A GEF complex partner 1. NCBI's taxonomy places the organism in Eukaryota, Metazoa, Chordata, Mammalia, Rodentia, Dipodidae. Bases 107 to 1282 code for a protein of 391 amino acids. Gene Ontology annotation, cellular component: Golgi membrane; Ric1-Rgp1 guanyl-nucleotide exchange factor complex. The transcript is spliced from 9 exons. Gene Ontology annotation, biological process: retrograde transport, endosome to Golgi. The record is from RefSeq and is a predicted model, not a curated record.
GGCUCCUUGGCCGGGGGGCGGGGUGACUCAAAGGAAGUCCCGCCUCCGCCGCGCCACCGACGCCGUGGACGCGUUCUUGCACCUAGAUCUGAUUUACGAGGCUGCCAUGAUUGAAGUUGUAGCCGAGCUGAGCCGGGGUCCUGUAUUUCUGGCGGGGGAGGCGCUGGAGUGUGUGGUGACCGUCACCAACCCCCUGCCCUCUACAGCCACCUCUGCAUCCAGUGAAGCUCUGGCUUGGGCCAGUGCUCAAAUCCACUGCCAAUUCCAUGCCAGUGAGAGUCGAGUAUCACUGCCUCCCCCUGACUCUAGUCAGCCAGAUGUCCAGCCUGACAGCCAGACUGUCUUUCUGCCACACCGAGGCGAGAGGGGUCAGUGUAUCCUUUCUACCCCACCAAAAAUUCUAUUUUGUGACCUGACGCUAGACCCUGGAGAGUCCAAAUCAUACUCCUACAGUGAAGUGCUGCCCAUAGAGGGACCACCCUCCUUUCGGGGCCAGUCAGUCAAGUACGUCUACAAACUGACCAUUGGCUGCCAGCGUGUCAACUCACCCAUCACUUUACUCAGGGUUCCCUUGAGGGUUCUUGUGCUGACUGGCCUUCAAGAUGUCCAGUUUCCCCAGGAUGAGGCUGUAGCCCCAUCCAGUCCAUUCUUAGAGGAAGAUGAAGGUGGGAAGAAGGAUUCAUGGCUAGCUGAGCUGGCUGGGGAACGCCUCAUGGCUGCCACGUCCUGCCGCAGCCUGCAUCUAUACAACAUCAGUGAUGGCCAAGGGAAAGUUGGGACAUUCGGCAUCUUCAAAUCUGUGUAUAGGCUCGGCGAGGAUGUGGUGGGGACCUUAAACCUAGGGGAAGGAACUGUAGCUUGUUUGCAGUUUUCAGUAAGCUUACAGACUGAAGAACGAGUACAGCCUGAAUACCAGCGGCGCCGUGGGACAGGAGUUGCCCCUUCCGUGUCCCAUGUGACUCAUGCCCGGCACCAGGAGUCUUGCCUGCAUACAACCAGAACUAGCUUUUCUCUCCCCAUUCCUCUCAGCUCUACCCCAGGCUUCUGCACUGCCAUUGUGUCCCUGAAAUGGCGACUGCAUUUUGAAUUUGUAACAUCCAGAGGACCAGGUUUGGUACUCCUGCCCCCUAUGGAACAGCCUGAAUCUGCCACCUGGACAGGGCCUGAGCAAGUGCCUGUAGACACCUUCAGCUGGGACCUCCCUAUUAAGGUGUUGCCUACAAGCCCUACCCUGGUUUCCUAUGCUGCUCCAGGCCCCAGCACCAGUACCAUAACCAUCUGAAACUGGCUCACCUCCCCGCCAUGGCACAUGACGGCGAACUCAGCACCUGGACUCUACUUUUCCUACCUGGGCCCAGUGCCACACACAAUGAGAGACAGGCUUUCUUUGAACUGUAGCAUUAAUUUAUUUAUUCAGAAUAAAUUGGCAGCUGCUAGUGGUUUCCCUGGAAGAGGCAGCAGCAGAGAGCAGUCAGCAGAUGGGUAACCAGUUAGCUGGAAUGGGGAGCAGGAGCUCCAGGAACAGGGGUGUUAGCUGAGCCCCAUUCUAGGUCAGGUCGCCCCCCUUUGCAGGGAAGCCGAGGGUCUGAUUUUUGCACCAGGGAAAACUGACAGGUUCCUGCCUCCUGGCGUACUUCACACCCAGCAGGGAAGUCGAUGGGAUGCUGAGACCUGGGGAACCAAGAAUUGGGGAAAAAGCACAGUGAAAAGUCACCCUGACAGCCCUGUCAUUCCCUCUUGUAACUGUUCUUCCCUGUCCGCCUUUAGUCUCCUUGGGUCCCUAACUAAGCUCAAAACUGCCUUAUAAAGUUUUUGUUUGUUUCAUA